Messenger RNA from Penicillium cosmopolitanum, 978 nucleotides. Its product is annotated as glycoside hydrolase family 43 protein. The transcript is spliced from 4 exons. Bases 1 to 978 code for a protein of 325 amino acids. The record is from RefSeq and is a predicted model, not a curated record. Lineage: Eukaryota; Fungi; Ascomycota; Eurotiomycetes; Eurotiales; Aspergillaceae.
AUGAAAGGUUUCACCUGCCUUACCGCCGCCUUUCUGGCCGUUCUGCCUGCCCUUGCUCUCCCAGCGGGAUCAACCCUGCAGAAAAAAGCAGACUCAGCGAAUGUCGGCUAUUUGGCUGUCUACUGGACGACUGCAGACAAUAGCGUGUAUGUUGCCCUUAGCAGCAACGAUGACGCUCUAGGAUUCAAGGCUAUCAAUGGAAACAAACCGAUUGUGUCGCCUACGCUUGGGACAAAGGCCGUUAGGGACGUGUCUAUCAUUACCGGACAAGGUAAAAAUGCAGGAAAGUAUUAUAUUCUAGGUACUGAUUUGAAUAUUGCUACGACAACUUGGGAAGCUAGCACUCGCACAGGAUCCCGGGCCAUAUUUGUUUGGGAAAGCAACGAUUUGAUCACUUGGACAAAUGAGCGCCUAGUGACAGUUGAGAAUGAAACGGCCGGAAUGGCCUGGGCUCCUGAUGCGUAUUGGGAUGCGUCAAAAGGACAAUACUUUGUUCACUGGGCUGCGCAAUUGUAUUCUCCAGAUGACACCGACCACGCCCACAAUCCUACCCUAAACACUAGUAUGCGGUAUGCCUACACUAGCGACUUCAAGACCUUUACCACACCGGAGACAUAUAUGUCACUCGGCGACGACACCAUGGGAACACGCUCACCCGAUUCUAUGUUACGGGGGGGGCGCCCAGCGGAACAGACCAGUACCAACGGACUCUUUGGUGAUUGGACUACAGUCAAAGGUAUUAUUGAGGGUGGCUCUGGCUAUGAGGCGCCAUAUGCGUUCUGGGAUAAUAUGGAAAAUGGUCUGGCAUAUCUUCUCUGUGAUAAGGUGGGCAGUGACGCUGGAAUCCAUGCGUGGCAGUCGACCGCUGUGGCUUCUGGUACAUUUACCGUGAAUAACACCCACGACUUGUCAUUCAUGCGGCAUCUGUCGGUCCUGCCAGUGACCCAGGGUCAGUAUGAUGCAUUGUCGGCGUUAUAA